UGGUCGCGACCGUGAGCGCAGCUGUGUGGAGCGCGCCGGGUCCGGGAGCCGGCGGCCUAAAGGGAUGGACGAGACGAGUCCCCUGGUGUCCCCCGAGCGGGCCCAACCCCCGGACUACACCUUCCCGUCGGGCUCCGGCAGCCACUUCCCGCAGGUGCCGGGGGGCGCCGUGCGAGUGGCGGCGGCGGCGGCGGCGGCGGCCGGCCCGGCUCCGUCCCCUCCGGGCUCGCCGGGCCACGACCGGGAGCGGCAGCCGCUGCUGGACCGGGCCCGGGGCGCGGCGGCGCAGGGCCAGGCCCAGGUGGUGGCGGCGCAGGCCCAGGCCCUGGCGGCGCAGGCGGCGGCGGCGGCGCACGCCGCGCAGGCCCACCGCGAGCGGAACGAGUUCCCCGAGGACCCCGAGUUCGAGGCGGUGGUGCGGCAGGCCGAGACGGCCAUCGAGCGCGGCAUCUUCCCCGAGCGCAUCUACCAGGGCUCCAGCGGCAGCUACUUCGUCAAGAACCCGCAGGGGAAGAUCAUUGGCGUCUUCAAGCCCAAGAAUGAAGAGCCCUAUGGGCACCUUAAUCCUAAGUGGACCAAGUGGCUGCAGAAGCUGUGCUGUCCCUGCUGCUUCGGCCGGGACUGCCUUGUUCUCAACCAGGGCUACCUCUCAGAGGCGGGGGCCAGCCUGGUGGAUCAGAAACUGGAACUCAACAUUGUCCCCCGCACAAAGGUCGUCUACCUGGCCAGUGAGACCUUCAACUAUAGUGCCAUUGAUCGAGUGAAGUCCAGAGGCAAGCGCCUUGCUUUAGAGAAAGUGCCAAAAGUUGGGCAGCGGUUCAAUCGCAUCGGACUACCACCAAAGGUCGGCUCCUUCCAGCUCUUUGUCGAAGGCUACAAGGAUGCAGACUACUGGCUUCGGCGUUUCGAGGCGGAGCCCCUCCCUGAGAACACUAACCGGCAUCUCCUGCUGCAGUUUGAGCGGUUGGUGGUGCUGGAUUACAUCAUCCGGAACACUGAUCGAGGCAAUGACAACUGGCUGAUUAAAUAUGACUAUCCCAUGGAUAGUUGUGGCUCUCGGGACACAGAUUGGGUGGUGGUGAAGGACCCCAUUAUCAAGGUCGCUGCCAUAGACAAUGGACUGGCUUUUCCCCUAAAGCACCCUGACUCUUGGAGGGCAUAUCCUUUUUACUGGGCCUGGUUGCCGCAGGCAAAAAUCCCAUUCUCCCAGGAGAUCAAAGACCUGAUUCUUCCAAAGCUAUCAGACCCUAACUUCAUCAAGGAUUUGGAGGAGGACCUAUAUGAACUCUUUAAGAAAGAUCCUGGUUUCGACAGGGGCCAGUUCCACAAGCAGAUUGCUGUCAUGCGGGGACAGAUCCUGAACCUGACGCAGGCCCUCAAGGACAACAAGAGCCCCCUGCACCUGGUGCAGAUGCCGCCCGUGAUCGUGGAGACGGCACGCUCGCACCAGCGCGCCAACUCCGAGUCCUACACGCAGAGCUUUCAGAGUCGGAAACCCUUCUUCUCGUGGUGGUAGCCCCACAGGGCCCCAGAGGCACCGACAGGGGAGGACGCCUGACAGCAGCCGGUGGCCAGCAAGGCCCAAGAGCAAAGAGCAAUGCCCUUGAGAGCCCCUGGGCUUCGGCAGGCCCCAGGGGGCACCACCUGUGGGCGGCCAGGCUUGGGCCCUUCUGAGGGUACAGGAAACUUGGGGCUCUGGUCAGUAGUCCCAGUGCUGGGGAAGGACCACCUCUCUGCCAGCAGCCCCUGGGGCGGGCUGGGGACUUUCCUCUCCUCCCUGACACCCCACUGUUGCAAUUCCUCCUUAUAUUCUGCAUCAGAAACAAAACGUGUAAAAACUAGUAGCAACCCGCAGGCAGGAUCCCAGCUCUCCCAUCAGAAGCCCCCGACCCGGACCUCGAUGUGCACAGCUGGGAAUGUUCAGGUGCCUGCCCCUCAUUCCAGUGGACCAGGGCAGCGGGCAGGGUGGGCCAGGGCCAUGCCUUUCCUUUGGGUCUUUGCCAAGUCCCUUUCCCCUUCCCUCCCACCAGUGCAAUAGGUGGACAGACGGUCCCUGCAAACAUUUUUCCUUGGGGCUGGGGGGUACUUCUGCUCUAGAGCUGACUCCCAGUAGCUCUGCUCGGAUCCUUUUGCUGACUCUGCUCUGUGCUCUGCUGGGGCUGCUCUUGUCUGGCCCCUCUCAGAGGCUGGGGCAGGCUGCUGACUGCCCAGCAGGCUAAAAGCAUCCGUGGCGGGAGUGUGUGCUGGGAGCAUCCUUGUUUGGAGGGGUGAUGGGCCCCAGACUUGCUGCCUGAGGCCUUGCCCUGGACCAAGGUGACAUGCCCGCCCACCAGCCCUCCCUCAUCUCUAGUCUCUCGGUGUUCCCAGGAGCUUUGCUGGGGCUCUGCUGGGGGUCUCAGGUCUUAUAAGAGGACAGGAUUUUAGUUCUUCCCCACUGCUGUCCGGUGGAUGCGUCCUAACGGGUGGCUUCCCUCUGUUCCCUGAUUUCUUGGUCCGGGCCAGUGUUCCAGGGCCUCUCGAGACAAGCAGGGCCCAAAGGAGAGAGGCCUUCUACCUAACUGCCCCCUGCCCCGUGCCUGCUGCUCAGUGUGCAUCUUCCUGCUUCGUGGCGUGCCCCCUCAGCCGUGCCCCUUGCCAGGUGUUUGAGCCCUUUCUACACCAAAGCGAAGAAUGGUCUCAGGCGGGUAUAGGGAGGUGCUGCCUGUGGCUUGGGGGCAGCCCUGUGUUCUGGACACUCGAGUGUCUGGAGCCGCGAUUGGUCAAUCAGCAUUGGAGAAAGACUAUCUUGAAGGUUCGAUAAACAACCAAAGAAAGGGAGCAAGGCCCAUGACUGUGUGCCCGCUGCUUGCUCGGCACCCGCCGUUCAGGAGGUGGAGGCAGUGCCGCCCUCGCCCACAGUGCAGGCCCGUUCCUCCCAUGCCAGGCCCCAGGAAUGUGUGUGCACGCACACGCGCGCACACACACACACACACACUAAGGUCUGGGGGCGGGCGACACAUUCAGACAUACGUGCUGUCUCUGGGACAGCAUACAUGCGCACACACAGUGUCUCGGGGAGCAGCUCCCACAUGCCCACCCCGUGUAGGACGGUACAGGUUGCCGCCUGGCUGGCUCAUGGUCCUUUUCAGCAGCCUGCGCUCUAGCCGUGGGGCCAGUCUCCAGGUAUACCCCGGGCAGCAGCGGGACUCCCCGAGGCCAGCCGGGGACCAUGGUGUGCUCUGCUCCAACACAGGCUGGGGGCUGCCAGGUCUGAAGAGGACCUGGUGUCUUCCGGGGCCCGGCUGACCUGUAGUGCCCUUACCCAGACCGACUCUUGUGAUGGGAGGAGUCUGGGGCCCGCUUUCCCUGGAGCCCAUCCCAGUCUCAGCAGGCACGAGUGCCGGCCUUCCAUUCCUUCCUUCCCUGGUCCAUCUCCCCUCUCCGUGAAGCCUGUACACAGGUUGCCUUGAAUGGGGGCUUUGGGAGAGCCGGGGAUCCAGAGUGCCAGGGCCAGAGUCUGGGUGGCAAGUGCCCCUAGCUGGGCCCAGCCUCUGCCAGCCAGAGUCCCUGCCCUGUGUCAGGGAGACGAGGCGGGGCUGGCUCAGCCCCUCGGUAUUGUUCUAAUGCACUGUAGAAUUGUAUCCGGAUCAAUGCAAUGUAUGAAUAACAAGCCCAAUUCUGA
Molecule: messenger RNA, 3661 nt
Organism: Sorex araneus (European shrew)
Lineage: Eukaryota; Metazoa; Chordata; Mammalia; Eulipotyphla; Soricidae
Gene: PI4K2A
Product: phosphatidylinositol 4-kinase type 2 alpha
Exons: 9
Coding region: 65-1516 (483 amino acids)
Biological process (GO): Golgi organization; endosome organization; phosphatidylinositol phosphate biosynthetic process
Cellular component (GO): lysosomal membrane; trans-Golgi network; plasma membrane
Molecular function (GO): 1-phosphatidylinositol 4-kinase activity
Source: RefSeq, a predicted model, not a curated record